GUAAUUGAAUUUCCUUCUCAUUUCCUUUCCCAUAGAUUUCAGAAAAGAAAAAAGACAUGGAGAAGAACCCAGACUUGUCUUCAGUUAAUUGUUUCCUGUUCAAGGAACUUAGUACUUUACCACAACCCUAGAUUUUCAGACCGGAACAACAAAAAGUAGACCAUGUUAGAAGACAAAGCUUACUCAUGCUGCUCUUUAGUUAUUCGCAUAUUCUUAAUCCUAAUUACAGCUUUUGCUGCUGUUUCAGGAAAUUCUCUAGACACAGACAAAGAAGUCCUGCUGAACCUGAAAUCAUUUCUGGAAGAACAAAACCGAGUUAAUCGAGGAAGAUACACAGAAUGGAAUGAAAAGAGCUCAAAUCCAUGUGAGUGGUAUGGAAUCUUGUGCUCUAAUGGCGAGGCGAGAAUCGUUGGUAUGGACCUUUCUGACAGCAAUAUUUCUGGGGAAAUGUUCAACAACUUCUCAGCCUUAACUCACCUUCAACAUCUUGAUCUCUCUACAAACACGCUAAAUGGAGUGAUCCUUGAUGAUUUGAAUAGAUGCCACAACCUUGUGUAUCUCAACUUAUCACAUAAUAUUCUCGGAGGUGAGCUGAUGUUGACUGGAUUGACCGGUUUAGAGAAGCUUGAUUUGUCUACUAAUCGGUUUCAUGGGGAGGUCAAGUUUAGUUUCCCAGCAAUUUGCCACAAACUAGUUGUUGCAAACCUUUCAAUGAAUAAUUUCUGGGGUAGCACUGACUACUUCGAUGGCUGCUGGAAUCCGCAGUAUCUGGAUUUGAGCUCCAAUAAUUUUAGUGGUAAUAUUUGGACAGGGUUUGCAACGCUAAUUGAGUUUUCAGUUGCUGAAAACUAUUUCACAGGGUCAGUCCCGGCAUCUUGUUUUAUGGAGAAUUGUACUGUGCAGAUUUUGGAUCUAUAGAAAACAAAUUCCAGAGUGAGGUUCCAGGGGAGAUUUCGAAUUGCAAGAAUUUGUGUUGGAUCUUAGAAAACAGAAUAAGAAAUUUCAGCUGAAA
Messenger RNA from Gossypium raimondii (Peruvian cotton), 1012 nucleotides. Its product is annotated as probable LRR receptor-like serine/threonine-protein kinase At1g74360. Lineage: Eukaryota; Viridiplantae; Streptophyta; Magnoliopsida; Malvales; Malvaceae. The record is from RefSeq and is a predicted model, not a curated record. Gene Ontology annotation, molecular function: protein binding. The transcript is spliced from 2 exons. Bases 163 to 918 code for a protein of 251 amino acids.